Molecule: messenger RNA, 4510 nt
Organism: Pomacea canaliculata
Lineage: Eukaryota; Metazoa; Mollusca; Gastropoda; Architaenioglossa; Ampullariidae
Product: protein Ycf2-like
Exons: 1
Coding region: 954-2666 (570 amino acids)
Cellular component (GO): eukaryotic translation initiation factor 3 complex; cytoplasm
Molecular function (GO): translation initiation factor activity
Source: RefSeq, a predicted model, not a curated record
UAGAAAAUGUAUUUCUACCCAUUGUCUUUUUGUUGAGGUGUUUAGUGUGUUGGUUGCUUGGUUAGGACAAAUGGUCGAUCCUGUAGUUAAAACAGGGACAAAACAUCAUGUGCGGGCCAAGCUGGCACAUCUCCCCUGGCUAGCGCGACAACCAUCUCGCUGCCGGUGUCCAGUGUCGGUGUCAACUUCGUCCGAGCACCUGACAUGGACGGCCGCGCGUGACGUACGGCCAGGGGAGAUAAUUGUUCCACGCCUUCUGGUAGUGAUUUCGGGCCACCCUCCUCGGCGGGGUAAAACCCCACAGGAAACGAACACAGUAGGGAGGAGUGAAAAGAACUUUACUUUUCUGGGUGGCGAGGUGGAUAUCGGCCGACAGAAAGUCCGUCGGGAGAAAGGACGUAAAAGACCCACGGGACUCUGAAUUAUACUGAGUUGUGAACUUUAACUGACGAAACUGUGGACACUGGAAUGAUUAGGACAGUGUGAACUUUAAAUGACGAGCAUAUAACAAGUGGAGUCAUCACGCCAGUGCGAACUUUAACUUGUGAAUAUUGGAUGUAUCAGCGACCAGCACCAUAGCGAAAAAGCCAGAAAGCUAAGUGUGAGAUUACCUAUGGAAUGUUUGUGAACUAUCUUCUUGUAAAUAUAUAUGCACUCUGUUAAUUAUAUUCUUAUCAUUAAGUUGGAAACCUUGUUAUUGAAUCUGUUGUAAUAGGUGUGUGGGAGAAUGUUAGAUGACUGAAUGCAAUAGUCAGACAUUGCGCACAGGGCCCACGUAACCGUACGUUACAACUGGCGAGCCUGACGUAGAGUAUUAAUUUAUUAAGUUAAAUUAAUCUGAUGCGAACUGUGGAAUACUUCUGAUAAUUGUUAUAGCAUUGGUAUUUGUGCUAUUUUUUUUUUAAGUUGUGAUACCAUAUAUCUAGACUUUGCUUUGUGUUUAAAUUGGAACCAUGGGUGGCAAUGACAUAGAGUUUCUAGAAAAGGCGCUCGAGGUUAUGCAACAGCUAGAGCGAGAGGGGGAAAGGAGGGGAUAUAGUGGUGACACCCUCGGUAACUUUAUUCUGGAGGGACUUGACGUGUUUGACAGACAAAGACACGAGUCAGAAAGGAAAAAAGUAGAAGCAACGUUAGAAGGGAAAAGGCUAGUGGAAGAAAGAGAAAGACUAGCGUUAGAAAAAACUAAAUUAAAGUUAAGGGGAAUCAUCAAAAAGAGCGAAUUAGAAGACCGGAUAGAAACUGAAAAGGAAAACCUUGGCAGAGACAUUGUGAAUGUGACAUGGAGGCAUUUCGGACGUCACGCAUUCGUUGAAUCUGAAGUGCAGAAACUAGAGCACGCAUCCCAGGAACGCAUUAGAAAGUUGGAGCUAGGAUAUGGGUUAGAGAUUGGAGAGAAACAACAACAAGUCGAAAAGAUGCAAGUAGAGAUAGAGAAAAGGAUAGAGGCGAACAAUCGCCUACUGCAAGAGAUUGAAUCGCAAUAUUACGGGGGACCACCCUUCCCACCAAGUUUUACACCCCAGGAACCAAAAGCCGCAGCAAUCAAGGUUCAAAUGACGGACAAUGAUUCACACGAUGCUGAGAAUUUCAGAACGACUAGCCAGCACACCACAUAUGCCAUAGAGAUAGGGGAUGGUGAAAGCGAAAAGGUUGAUGUUGAGACCGGUUCUGUAGAUGAUGACGGAGAAGAAACGAAAGAGCUGGAUAUCAAAACAGACAGCGAAACCCACCAGCUCCUUGAGAAGAAACCUGUGGUAGAAAGCACCGCAGAGUCCGAGACUCAACAGAAGAAUGAAGAGGUGGAAGUCGAGAAGACACAGUUAACAGUGGAAGAGAAACCACCAGAAAAGAUCUGGAUAAAAAAGAUUCAAGGACAUACUGAUGAUUUUGAACCGGCUCUUCCGCAACCCAGAAAUUCAAUAGAUAAUAAGGAUGAUGAGGACGAAGAGAAUGACGUCACGACAAGCUCGGCAGAUCCUAAUGAAAAAGAAACCAACGAGCUGAACGGCACAACAGAGAGCCAAACCUACCAACACCCUAGAGAGAACCCUGUGGUAGACAGAAUGACAGAGAAGGACGCUCAGACGAAGCAAGAAGCAGAAGGAAACGCUAGGUCGAAGGAAGAGAACAAUGAGCUAACUGCGGAGAAGAAUCAAACUGAAAAAGUUCGAUUAAAAAUGAUUCAAGAAGAGGGUGACUUGAGCCUGGCUAAUAACUUGAACCUGACUAAGUGUGUGGAGAGCGGAUCAGAAUCCAGAAUAGAGAAAAUGAUCCCAAAAAUUGAGAACGGAAUUAAGCAGUUAGGAAAGGCAAUCAAGUCCAAAAUGAAGUUGUACGAAGAGAGCAAGUACUACUCUGCUUGUAGGGAUCGUGCUAAACGGCACCAGUCGAAACUUCUAGCAACGAGAAGAAAGCCAAAGAGAAAACGGCAUCGUAGACAUCGGGCCACGCCGACCACAGUAGACGGGCGGCACACAGUAGACAAAGAGAAAGGAAAGAGAACACGAAAACUGUAUUCUGGCCCCUGGGUCACAGUAGACGGGCCUGACAUAGAGGUUGCCCGUGGUAACAAGAACAAACAGACAAAGACAAGACGGAGAAAACUGCACUAUAGACAGCUGGUUACCUCCACCAUAGUAUAUGGGUUACAGACAACUAGCAUGUAACGAGGUAGAUUAUCAGGUUUUGACCACUUUUGUUGUUGACUGUAUUAUGACUAUGAUGAUGAUUGCGAUGAUGACUUUGAUGGAUGAUUAUAGCUAUAGUAAGUACAGGAGUGUACUAACGACGAUUUUUUUCUCCUCUUCUAUGAUAAUAAUGAAGAUGAUGAUUGCUGUAUGGUCAACGAUGACGAUGAGGAGGAGGAUUGCACUAACAAUGAAUUUGUAUUAUGAUGAUGUUUUAUAACCAGUCUCCGUGCGUAUCAGCUGUUCACAAUCUGCAAUACUGCAGUUGGCCUUUUAUGUAACACGCUAUCAACACUGCUAGCACUGAAAGUUUUUUUUUUUGUGUGAGUGUAUUGUACUCAAUGGAGGGAUUGAUGUAUUUCUGAACCCAGGGCCAGCUAUGUUCAUGUAAAGGUUAUAGUGGCAUGGGAAGGCUAGUCCUAAGAGGAUAGUCUGUGGGGUAGCACAGUAAGGUGUACCUGUAUUAUGUGAUGGGUUCACCGCCGUUUUUCUCCACCAAGCGGAACAUGCGGUACCCAAGGGCGGCAGAGUAAGCGUCUGCGCGCCAGCAGAACCCGAGGGGUUGCUGUACAGCGUCGGGGACAUAGGUCACGACGAGUUUUUUUUGACAGGGGAUGACCACCAACCAAAUGGGGUACCCCUAGUGUAACCGGCUGAAGUGUUAAAAGCCGCAGUGGCUAGGCAGUUGUGUGAGAAAAGUGCAUGUGCUACUGCACGAACCAGAUUGCUGAACACGCUGUGUAAAACGCACACUUUUAUCGAGAGGAGAUGGUUCUAUGUAGAGUAGUCUUUGCAACACGCAAGUUUUUUUGAGGUGUUUUGAGGUGCAUUGGUUUAUGUGGUAAUAGUAACUUUUUUUCUUUUUAUGAAUGUUCAUGGCUGUAAUUGAUUACUGGUUGCUUUAUUCAUUUAACAGAUGCUUAUGUGGUAAUGAUUUUACCAACUGUUUGGAUUUAAUUGAACUAUGCUAAUUCAUUUCACGUCAUGUUAUUAUGUAUGGAUUUGUAUUUUGAAAAAUUGUGCCUUAGCAGGCACAAUUUUUCCCCCGGAGAGAGGAGUGAUGUAGAAAAUGUAUUUCUACCCAUUGUCUUUUUGUUGAGGUGUUUAGUGUGUUGGUUGCUUGGUUAGGACAAAUGGUCGAUCCUGUAGUUAAAACAGGGACAAAACAUCAUGUGCGGGCCAAGCUGGCACAUCUCCCCUGGCUAGCGCGACAACCAUCUCGCUGCCGGUGUCCAGUGUCGGUGUCAACUUCGUCCGAGCACCUGACGUGGACGGCCGCGCGUGACGUACGGCCAGGGGAGAUAAUUGUUCCACGCCUUCUGGUAGUGAUUUCGGGCCACCCUCCUCGGCGGGUAAAACCCCACAGGAAACGAACACAGUAGGGAGGAGUGAAAAGAACUUUACUUUUCUGGGUGGCGAGGUGGAUAUCGGCCGACAGAAAGUCCGUCGGGAGAAAGGACGUAAAAGACCCACGGGACUCUGAAUUAUACUGAGUUGUGAACUUUAACUGACGAAACUGUGGACACUGGAAUGAUUAGGACAGUGUGAACUUUAAAUGACGAGCAUAUAACAAGUGGAGUCAUCACGCCAGUGCGAACUUUAACUUGUGAAUAUUGGAUGUAUCAGCGACCAGCACCAUAGCGAAAAAGCCAGAAAGCUAAGUGUGAGAUUACCUAUGGAAUGUUUGUGAACUAUCUUCUUGUAAAUAUAUAUGCACUCUGUUAAUUAUAUUCUUAUCAUUAAGUUGGAAACCUUGUUAUUGAAUCUGUUGUAAUAGGUGUGUGGGAGAAUGUUAGAUGACUGAAUGCAAUAGUCAGACAUUG